AUCGACGAUUGUUGACGGGAGCUAUAGCCCAGACCACACCCAUCCUCUCCAUUCGCAGGCUUCGCUUCGCGAUCGCUCAGCAAUCUCACUGACUUCACCACCUCGCAUUCGCAACGCCAGACCACAUUGCUCCUGCCGCCAGGAGCCACUGCUUGCAGGAGGGUCCCGAGCAUUGACUUGACCGAGAUGGAGGCGCUCACCUUCAACAUGUCUCACGGCUAUGCCGAAGGCAUUGCACGAGGCUAUCGCAAUUCUCUCCUCUCCAGCUCCGUCUUUGCCUCGCUCGCACAGUGCGAGACUCUGGACGACCUCAGAAUGCAAUUGUCAGCCACGGAUUAUGGCAAUUUCUUGGCCGAUGUGCCUGGUCAGCUCACUACGAGCAUCAUGGCUGAGAGGGCGACCAACAAGAUGGUGGCAGAAUUCGAAUACCUGCGAGGCAACGCGAGCGGAGAUCUGGCCAAAUUCCUAGAUUACUUGACGUACGCGUACAUGAUCGACAACCUUAUCCUCCUCAUCACCGGUACUUUGCAUGAGAGGGACACACACGAGCUGCUCGAGCGAUGUCAUCCAUUGGGCUACUUCGAGAGCAUGCCGGCGCUCUGCGUAGCCGGAACGGUAGAGGAGCUUUACAACGCUGCUAUUGUGGAAACACCUUUGGCUCCCUACUUCCGCAACUGCCUCUCAGCCGCUGACCUGGACGACUUGAAUAUCGAAAUCAUCCGGAACACGCUCUAUAAGGCUUAUCUGGAAGAUUUCUACCAAUUCUGUGAAGGCCUGGGGGGUCAGACUGCCGAGUCCAUGACGACGCUUCUGUCUUUUGAAGCAGACCGGAGAGUGCUCAACAUUACUUUGAACUCUUUUGGCACGUCGCUCUCAAAGGAAGAGCGAGCUCGACUUUUCCCAUCCGUUGGACGUCUCUAUCCCGCCGGCAACAACAUCCUCGCUCGCGCAGACGAUGUGGAACAAGUCAAAGGAGUAUGUGACAUGGUGCCAGAAUACAGAAGCUUUCUGGACGGCCCAGGCGCCGGAGGAGAGGCUAAUGCUGAGGGACUUGAGGACAGGAUGUUCAAGGAGGAGACGAGAUUGAAUCGCAUCGAGACCAUCUGCCAAUUCCAAUUUGGAAUCUUCUACAGCUGGCUCAAACUCAAGGAGCAUGAAAUCAGGAGCAUCACUUGGAUUGCGGAAUGCAUUGCGCAGGGUGUGCGAGACCGAAUUGGUGACUUCGUGCAGAUUUAAUUGUGUCUCUGACUAUGAUCAGCCUUGUCAUUCGCAUUAGUCAAUAGCCAUUGGUUUUUAGCAC
Molecule: messenger RNA, 1300 nt
Organism: Ceraceosorus guamensis
Lineage: Eukaryota; Fungi; Basidiomycota; Exobasidiomycetes; Ceraceosorales; Ceraceosoraceae
Product: ATPase, V0 complex, subunit D
Exons: 6
Coding region: 208-1236 (342 amino acids)
Biological process (GO): vacuolar acidification; vacuolar transport; proton transmembrane transport
Cellular component (GO): proton-transporting V-type ATPase, V0 domain; vacuolar proton-transporting V-type ATPase complex; fungal-type vacuole membrane
Molecular function (GO): proton-transporting ATPase activity, rotational mechanism
Source: RefSeq, a predicted model, not a curated record